GCCGAUUUGGACCUUGAAGAUGUAUGCUCAUUUUAAUACAUCGUCGGCAUACACAUGCUUUGUGAGUGGAAUCAGAGUGGGCGUGUACGAACCAAACAAAACUCAGCGUGUCGAAGGAUUAUACCAAGCUAAACGACACAUUUGGGGCAUGAAGUGACGGUGGGUCACUGCUAAAAUUAGGUCGCUCCCUUCCCUGCCACGGCAGGCAUGCAACAUGCAACUGCGCAAUACAAGUUAUAGUAGUUUAUACCAGGGGGGGGGGCAUCCAUGAUUAACAUUACCACCAGCACCCGUUUCCAGACGUCUGGAUGCAUGGACGUCGCUGAACCAAUGUCAUUCAUUUUAUAGUUGUCGGAGACAUUAAUGCAGCGGUGCUAUUUCAUUGCCAUAAAGGGCCUAUAACGAAUGCAGAAUGUCGUUCUUAACUAUUCCAAGUGAAGAUGGUCUUUUCACCACUGUGAAAGCAGGUAAAUCUGCCGAAGAUGGAGACAGUAGCACUACGUGUCCAGCGGAUGAUGAUGAUGAGGAGGAGGAUGACGACGAAGACGAUGGCAGCGAGGAAGUUAAUUUCAUCCCGAGAUGCUCUCCUAUCCCAAGGAAGCGCGGCCAAUCGAUAUUUGAUGAGGCGGACGAGUAUAUGCGUAUACAGUUGUCUCUGCCUGCAGCCAGGAGAAGGGUAGCGUUCGCUGACACAACAGGUGGGGAUCUGGUCGAUGUAAGGGAAUUUGUUGCCUUCGAUUCUGAUGAAGAAGAGGACCCAAGGUAUGAAGCGGAGGCUGCACAUGCAAGAGAGCCCACCUACCGCAUACACACAGAAUUCCACGUGGCAACGAGAAGUGCCCUGGCAGAGGCUGUUCAAACACACAAGGUGGAAGUUGAAAUGCUGUCCCCCAUAGAGAACGAACCCCUUGCCUUCAGUGGGAUCGUACGAGUGCUCAACAUCUCCUACCAUAAAGCGGUGUACAUCAGGUCCACCAUGGACCACUGGGCCACCUACUUCGAUCAUCCAGCUGAAUAUAUCCAGGAGUCAAGUGAUGGAGAGACUGAUGCGUUCUGUUUCAAGUUGUCCUUCGCCUCACCUUAUGACACCCAUGGUUCCAGCAUUGAGUUUGUUGUUCGCUAUGAAACCUCUGAUGGGGACUUCUGGGCCAACAACUCACAGUUGAAUUAUGUGGUUACCCUCUUAGUGUCUUACGAAGAUAAUUUAACUCCAGUAAACACUGACACAAAACAAGAAUUACGAGGGAUCCUGAAAGCCUCUAAGUUUUACAGUAUGGACAACGAUGGACAACAUAUGGAUGAAGAGGACCUGAGCACCUCCUCCCAACCACAGCAUGUCGGGCCUAAACCUGUUUGCCCAGUUAUCAUUCAUCCAGAGAUCGAUUUAGAGCUCAUAGAAGCUUCUGCAGCGGUUUAGACUGCCGAUGACACAUUUGGUGCCCCACGGUCACCGAACCAAGAGCUCCAAUCUCUUGACGAUGCACAGUGCGAUGAAGCCAGUAUGCCC
Gadus chalcogrammus (walleye pollock) is the source of this 1507-nucleotide messenger RNA. Its product is annotated as protein phosphatase 1 regulatory subunit 3A-like. The record is from RefSeq and is a predicted model, not a curated record. Gene Ontology annotation, biological process: regulation of glycogen biosynthetic process. Gene Ontology annotation, molecular function: glycogen binding; protein phosphatase 1 binding. The transcript has 5 exons. Bases 413 to 1417 code for a protein of 334 amino acids. Gene Ontology annotation, cellular component: protein phosphatase type 1 complex. Lineage: Eukaryota; Metazoa; Chordata; Actinopteri; Gadiformes; Gadidae.